Molecule: messenger RNA, 2286 nt
Organism: Nymphalis io (European peacock)
Lineage: Eukaryota; Metazoa; Arthropoda; Insecta; Lepidoptera; Nymphalidae
Gene: frj
Product: lysophospholipid acyltransferase 7-like
Exons: 7
Coding region: 125-1570 (481 amino acids)
Biological process (GO): lipid modification; phosphatidylinositol biosynthetic process
Cellular component (GO): mitochondria-associated endoplasmic reticulum membrane contact site; membrane
Molecular function (GO): lysophospholipid acyltransferase activity
Source: RefSeq, a predicted model, not a curated record
UACACUCAGUAUUUAUUGAAGGCAGUUGUAUUUUGCAAUCAAUCUGUUCGAAUUGUAAUAAGCUUUAAAAAACUAGCUGAUAUAUACACUUUAUUACAUUCGACCAAUACUUGGUCAUUUAAUAAUGUUAGAGUUUAUUAGAAAAAAUUUAAACGACAUUAUUUAUUUAUCCUUACUUCUCUUCGGUGUUUUUAUAGGGCCAUAUUAUAGAAAGUUAGAUACAAUUGAAUCAAAGAAAUGGGCGGGUUCUCUCUUGGGGAUUUUGUUAAUAAUAACAGUAUCUGGGAACAGUGCUUCACAUCCGAUUAUGUCCGGCUUAAUGGGAAUAUGUAUAAUAAAAACAGAUACUAUAAAACGUUGCCAUGUUACAACAUUUUUCUUCAUGUUUGGCUAUCUAUUUGUAUUCCGCCUUGGAUAUCUGGUUGGUUUGCCCACCUCUUCAGGCCCAACAAACCUAAUUGAAAUGAUUAUAGUGCUAAGAGUUGUUGGAGUAGCUUUUGAAAUGAAUGGAUCCUGGUUGGCUGUUGCUGAGGUUAACAAGAAGAAAUUGGACUCAACUCAAUCAGAAACUAAGUCACCAACAGAAAGAGAUGCUGAUUUCCUUGAGCUAAUUAAUCCGGAAUUCAUUGAUUUAUUUCAUUAUACCUUCAACUAUAUUGGCUUAAUGACAGGUCCGUAUUACAGAUAUCGUACAUUUGAUGAUUACUUCCAUUUGCCAUACAGCAAGUUUGUCGAUUGUAAUGGCUUUACGAUCAAUACACUUAGGAUGGUACCACUCUAUAUUUCUCUGUACUUGGCAUUUUCAAACAUAUGGCCUCUUGAGUACAUCUUGACAGAGGAGCAUAAUAAUAGACACUUUUUAUAUAUAAUGUUAUAUCCAUGGGUGUUAUUUGCCACAUUUAGACAACGCAUCUACACUGGUAUGACUCUUGCGGAGAGUGUGUGUACGUCGGCAGGUUUCGGCGCUUACCCGGUACAGGGUAAAAACAGAAGUGGCCAUGGACCUACAGUUGGUUACUUGAAGCUAAAAAAAAUGUCGGACCAAGAAGCUGAGAUGGCGGAGUAUGAUUUUAAAACCGUUGAAUCUAUGGACGUGUGGGGUUGUGAGACAGCGGUCACUCUACGGGACUCGAUGAAAGUGUGGAACAAGGCUGUUCAAUAUUGGGUUGCUAUGGUCGUAUAUAAGAGAUUCCCUGUGAAAAUUUUAAAGAUCCACGCAGCUCUGUUCGUAUCAGUGAUAUGGCAUGGAUUCCAUGCUGGGUAUUUCUUCUGCAUAUAUUUCUGUCUAUUCUACUUGAUGGCUGAGGAUAUAUAUUACAAGCUUUAUUAUAAGGAUGCUACUGGAAUGAAAAAGAAGAUAAUUGGCUUCAUAAUGUGGUUCCUGCGAUCACAUUCCGAAUCUUACCAAGCUUCUGCAUUCCUUCUAUUGACAUUCGACCGUAUUUGGAUCUACUACUGUUCCGUGUAUCACUACUUGUAUGGCGUGUGGUUAGCUUUCUUAAUAUUGGGAUUGAUUCUGAUCAAAGUCCGUUCAAUGUUGCAGCCGAAAACAGAAACCGUUAAGGAGUGAAGGGAAAAAUACGUUAAAUUUAUUGAUUUAAAUAUUAUUUGAAAAUAGAAUUAGAUUCUAUUUUAAGAGGAUAAGGACUGAUAUCGUAAAGACCAAAGUUUUUUUGUUUACGGGGCUUUAAUUUUCAGCAUAAACCGAAUUUAGGUUUUAUGUACGGGUAUAGUUAAAGGCUUGAUAUACGUUGAGAAAUGCAUUUACUAUGUGUUACCACGUCAAGCCUAAAUAGAUAUUAUUAGAUACGUAGUGUUCUGAUUGGUGUGUAGGGAUAUAGGCUAUGACGUCACAAAUGACAAAUCUAAUAUGGCUGCUAGAAGCUGUCAUAUUAUAGUAUUAACCAAUUUGUAGUCGGGUUUUUAAUUAGAAUUAUUUAUGGAUAGCAUAGUACGUAAAAUAUUGUCGAUACUAUUUAUAUAAUUAAUCACUAUAAUUAUUAGUCAAUCAAUUUUAUUCGGUCAAUAUUACUCAAUUAUACAUAUUAUAAUGAAUAAAUCUAGUUAAAUUAUUUUAUUUUUUGACUGGCAAGUAUCUUUUGCAUUUAUUAAUAAUUCCAAAUUUAAUAAUUCGUGAUGACUAUCGCUAUAUUUUUGGAUUAUUUGAGAUUUUUCAAUAUUGUAAUUAAUUUUAUACUGUGAUUUUUCUAAUUAAAUGUCUAUUUAUUUAAAUUUGUAUAAUCUAUUAUACCCUAAUGUCUAUGAAUUAUUAUAAAAUUGUAAUAG